AUGGCUGCUUCCACGAGUGGCUGUGGUACCGUUAAACAAACUAAUGAUUCAAAUAAUAAAGAUACAGAGUCAAAUUCAGCUGAGUUCUGUCCUGGGUAUAAAGAUGUCGAUGCUUUUGUUAAGUAUGGACUCGGCACGGUUGUUGCUGCGACUAAAGCGUCUGCAGGGUUGCCACAAACCGGAGAUGAGUACGAUUUUUACAGAAGCUUCUCAGGUUUCCGGGAUUUCUGUGCAAACCAAGGAGACCGACUUUUACAACUUACGAGUCAGCUGAUGCAGCAUCAUGGCUGCAGAUCUCACCUGCAAGGCAACAGCAAGCUUACCGGCAUGGAAGAGCGCUUUGAUUUGGUAGUCGAGUCCAACGAUGUCAUCCUGGAGAAAGUGGGUAUUUUACUGGACCAGGCUUCUGGAGUGACUCGAUCACAGCCUGUGAUGCCUGCUGGCUACCAAGCUCCCAAAAUCGUCGUGUCUAGUUGGAAUCGUAAGGGAGGUGAUCGCAGCGCUGAGACUUUCCACCUCCUCCAUGCUAAGAAUGUUCAGCGACCACAGCUCAAGUUCAAGGAGAAAGUGGAUAACAGCAACACACCCUUUAUUUCCAAAAUUUUCAUCAAGCCUAAUGCUUCGAAGCCGCUACCCGCAUAUUUUACCAACAAAAAGAGGCUAAACAAAAGGCCUGAGGAUUUGGACGUACCUCCAGCGCUGGCUGACUUCAUCCACAAUCUGAGAACUCAAGAAAACAUGGAUGAUAUGUUCUCUCAUCCAUAUCAGUAUGAGCUGGAUCACCUGACCAUGCCAGAGAUUCUAAAUAAUAAACCUGAACCCCAGAUGUACAAACCUCUGGCGGAGACGAGUUGCCAGUUCAUUGACACGUUAGAGGACCUGGUUGCAUUAAAUGAGAAGCUGAACAAAACCACAGAGUUUGCCGUGGACCUUGAGCAUCAUUCAUACAGGAGUUUCCUGGGAAUCACGUGCUUGAUGCAGAUCUCCACUAGAGAAGAGGACUUCAUCAUCGACACCCUGGAUUUGCGCAGCGAGAUGUACAUUCUGAACGAGAGUUUCACCAACCCCUCAAUUGUGAAGGUGUUCCAUGGUGCUGAUUCGGAUAUCGAGUGGCUGCAGAAAGAUUUCGGUCUCUACGUGGUUAACAUGUUUGACACUCAUCAAGCUUCUCGCUCCUUGAACCUCGGCAGGAAUUCCCUGGAUCAUCUCCUCAAAGUGUUCUGUGAUGUGGAUUCAAAUAAACGCUACCAGCUCGCUGACUGGAGAAUACGACCACUACCAGAGGAGAUGAUUAAAUACGCCCAGGCUGAUACACAUUACCUGCUGUACGUGUACGAUCGACUAAGAGCAGAUCUGUUCGAUGCAGCUAAUGCACAGCCUGCAUUGAUACAGCUUGUCUGGUCCAAAAGCAAAGACCUCUGCCUUAAGAAAUAUUUAAAGCCCAUUUUCACAGAAGAGUCCUAUAUGGAGCUUUACAAAAAGCAGAAGAAGAGCUUCAAUAGCCAGCAGCUGACCGCCUUCCGUCUUCUAUAUGCUUGGAGAGAUAAACUGGCACGAGUAGAAGAUGAGAGCACUGGGUACAUCCUACCCAACCACAUGUUGAUGAAAAUAUCUGAGGAGUUACCCAAGGAGCCGCAGGGUAUUGUCGCAUGCUGUAACCCCACUCCACCACUAGUACGCCAGCAGAUCAACGAGCUCCACCAGCUCAUCAAGCAAGCCAGAGAAAUUCCACUGCUGAAGGCUGAGCUACUUGUUGAAAAGAAGAAAUCGCAAACUCCUAAACGAAAGUCUGAGUCAACGUUGUUUGGGCCGCACGACACCUCUCACGUGUCCGAGAGUGACCUUAUGGAGCUGUCCUCCCACGAAACCCCAGUCAAAAAUGGAGACCUUUUCUCAGAAGAAGAAGACACAAAACUCAGCGGAGUAGACAAGACUUUGACCGGCGUUGUAGCUUCAGCGAAAAUCACCCUGUUUUCAGAAGAGGAGGAAGUCAGCGUCUCAGGUCACCUCACGGUAGCCCAGCAGAAGGCGCACAGCAUCAUGGAGUCCUUUGAGAACCCUUUCAGAAUGUAUUUACCAUCGAAGGAUAUCCACAUCAACAAAAAUGCUAAAUUCGAUCCCUCGUCAAAGAUUUAUGAGAUCAGUAACAGAUGGAAGUUACAGAGCAUCGAACAACAGCAGAAAGAAGCUCAGGCUAAACAACAAGCCAAAGAGCAAGCCAAGAAAGCUAAAGAGGAGCGGAAGAAGGCCAAGCAGAACUAUCAGGAGUCACUGCAGAAUGUCACUACUGUUAGGCAGCAAGUCCAGGAAGCCAAGCAGGGAGGACAGAAGAGAGAGAGGGUUGUUAGUAAAGCAGGAGAAGAAACUCGCAAACCCAACAAGAAAGUUCAGAAAACCGACAAGACGACCACUGCAGUUCAGUCUCCAGCUUCUUCUAAAGUGAACCAGAGUAAUGAACCUGAAGAUCCUAAGGACGCACCAGCUACAGCCUUCACCCCGUUCGACUACAGCCAGUCGAAUUUUAAAAUGUUUGCAGGAGGGAAAUGCAAAGACUCCAACCAGUUUGAUCCAAACCGCCGGAGCUUUGGACACAAACACAAGAAAACCCCAAAAGGAAAAAAGCAGAAUACUGCCGGAGGCAGGAGCAUGUCGUACCUGCCUGCGAAAUCUGAAAGAGGAUUCCGCCACAACUGGCCCAAAAGAUAAAACCCUACGCUGGAUAUUUUCCCUCUUUUGUUUAAAAGUAUACUGCAUUUUUUUUAUGUGGGGCAUUUUAUCAACAUAUUUAUGUAAAGCAAAUUUGGGAACAUGCUACAUAAUAAUGUAUGCAAAUUUUGAUAAACCCUUCAUUAAAAUACAUUUAAUUUUAA
Messenger RNA from Trichomycterus rosablanca, 2870 nucleotides. RefSeq names its product exosome component 10 (gene exosc10). Lineage: Eukaryota; Metazoa; Chordata; Actinopteri; Siluriformes; Trichomycteridae. The transcript is spliced from 25 exons. The coding region runs from base 1 to 2706 and encodes 901 amino acids. The record is from RefSeq and is a predicted model, not a curated record. Gene Ontology annotation, biological process: poly(A)-dependent snoRNA 3'-end processing; nuclear polyadenylation-dependent rRNA catabolic process; exonucleolytic trimming to generate mature 3'-end of 5.8S rRNA from tricistronic rRNA transcript (SSU-rRNA, 5.8S rRNA, LSU-rRNA). Gene Ontology annotation, molecular function: nucleotide binding; 3'-5'-RNA exonuclease activity; single-stranded RNA binding. Gene Ontology annotation, cellular component: nucleolus; nuclear exosome (RNase complex).